This is a messenger RNA of Colletotrichum graminicola M1.001, 2385 nucleotides long. RefSeq names its product fungal specific transcription factor domain-containing protein. Lineage: Eukaryota; Fungi; Ascomycota; Sordariomycetes; Glomerellales; Glomerellaceae. The transcript has 6 exons. The record is from RefSeq and is a predicted model, not a curated record. Bases 1 to 2385 code for a protein of 794 amino acids. Gene Ontology annotation, molecular function: zinc ion binding; DNA-binding transcription factor activity, RNA polymerase II-specific; sequence-specific DNA binding. Gene Ontology annotation, biological process: positive regulation of transcription by RNA polymerase II; DNA-templated transcription.
AUGUUUGAUGAGGUGUCCCUAAGCAGACCAGCCGCCCCCACGUCGGCUUCUCAUCGGGAGAGCCCCGUAAGCCCCGGGACUGGUCCUACGAUCGCCGGAAGCCAUAUGCCACCGAGCCGCAAGCAGCGGGUCGCGCUGGCGUGUAAGCGGUGCAAGCGAAGGAAGCAGCGAUGUGACGGCGCCCAUCCAAGCUGCAACUCUUGCAGGAAGGCCAACUCUGAAUGCGUCUACGAGCGGGCCCUAAGACCCCAUUAUCCCGGUGGGAAGUCACUAUACAUCAGCGCCCUUGAAGAGAGAAUUGCGUUCCUGGAAGCGCGUAUGCCAGAUUAUGCCGAGGACCACUUCGCCUCAACCUCGGCCGCGACGCCGGCGCCUCCGCCGGCGCCAGCCCCGGCCCAGGAAGCAAAGUCUCCUCGGCGGGAAUCGCGGGACUCGUGCUCCGAAGACGAGCCCACAUCUUUGGUUGACGGUGUCGCGUACUUAUCCCUCUGCGCGUCCGGCACUACGGACACCGCCCCGGAGCCGUUCUACCUCGGAUCGAGCUCCGGCGCGACCAUUGCACGGAUGAUUCAGUCCGCCAUCUUUCACGGAGCCGCUGGCAGGGCGGCCCUGUCUGAGGCGAUGGCUGCGGCGCCGGCUGGUGUGCUGAGCCCGCCGCGGUCGAGAAACUCGGUGUCGGCGUCAUCGCAUCCCGACGAGCCCAUGUCGGAGUUUCCGUAUCCUUCCGAGUCCAAGAUGCUGUUCGACGUGUUUUUUGACCGCCUCCACACACGGUGGCCCAUCUUGGACCGGCAGCUGUACACGACGCUAUUCGAACAGCAGUACGACCAGGGCGCGCUGUCGAUACAGCACAGAAGCAUCAUGCACCUGGUAUACGCCAUCUCGGCGAGGUUCCUCCAGCUCAUGAAGAAGCCGUGUGACGUGGACCCGCAGCAACACCUCAUGGCCGCCAUCGAACCAAUGGACUACAUACUUGAGCAGCACAACCUCGCCACCGUCCAGUUCCUGCUCCUCCUGGCCGUUCACGGCACGCGGAGUCCGUACGGCGCCGGUGCGUGGUCUCAGAUACGAUACGCCGUGACGCUCUGCAUCGAGCUGGGCCUCCACAGGAAGCAAACGACCGCAUCGUCUCACAGCGCACGGGAUCUCGAGAUUAGGAGACGAGCCUUCUGGUCAUGUUAUUGUCUGGACCGCAUGACCAGCGUGGUUCUCGGACGGACCUUUGCAAUCGCCGACAGGGACAUCAAUGUCGAGCUUCCAAGCGACAGCACCGAGUUCUGGGACCUUACUGCUCUGGGAAGCCCCCCGGCUGGGCAGAAGCCCGUCUGGUCGAACGUGGAACCCUUCAUCCAUAUCAUCAAGCUGCGUAGGAUUCAGUCGAGAAUUCACCGGCGCGUGUACCGCGUCGACCGGGACGUAUUCACAAGCUCGCCGGAGGAGAGGUCCAAGCUCGACACGAAGAUGGCCGCCAUCCGGGCCGAGCUCGACGAGUGGGCGCGAUCCAUCCCACACCCGCCCAAGGACGCCGCGGGCAUUACGUGGAUGUACGACCCGGAGAGCGCUUACCACGACUCGAGGGACUUUUUCAACCUUCAGUACCACAAAUCGAUCCUGUCGCUGUUCACCGUCCUUCUCCCGACGGUCAGCACGUCGGACGCGAGGUUCGUCACGACGGCGCGCUCCGCCGCGUGCGUGUGCACGGCGUACAAGCGGCUGAACCAGCAGAAGACACUGAGCUACACCAUGACGGCGCUCCACUCGUGCUUCAUAGCGGGCCUGACGCUGGUGUACUGCCUAUGGAGGGACCGGGCCCUCUUCUCGUACGACGCGCUGGAGGCGACCCACGCCUGCUCCCAGUCCCUCACCAUCUUCGGCGAGAAGUGGCCCGGCGCCGUCAAGUACCGCGACAUCUUCGACGCCCUCUCUGGGAGCCUGUUCAAGACCAUCGUCGACCCACGGGCCGAAUCCGCCGCGCCGGGCCCGAAGCCGCUCAAGGUCGACUUUGCCGCAGAGCCCGUCGGCUCUCCCACAGCCCCCUCUGCUGCGGCGGCGACCGCGUCGUCGGAUGGCGGCGGCGGGAGGCGCGGGAGCGGGGCCGAGGAGAGGUGUGCCGUGGGGGACGCCAUCUCGGACGCGGUCAAAGAGGCGUUCAUGGAGGUGGACGAGGAGGCGCCGGGCGGGUGGCAGGGGUGGAGGAUGUUCAACGAGAUGGUGCAGAGCGACCUCGCGCCGUCGGGGCCGCCGCCGCCGCCGCCGCCGCCACAGGCCGGGAGCUGGGACGUGCUCGCGCAGGACGCCGUGUCCAUUCACGACUUGGGCCAGGGAGGUGUCUCCGACGUGAUGGAUUCGGAAUGGGACUUUGGCGGGCUGGAGGGGCUACGGUGA